AUGGCUGCACCGCCAAAUAGCAGGCUUCAAAGCAUGUUAAGGGCUGCAGUUCAAUCAGUUCAGUGGACUUACAGCCUCUUCUGGCAACUUUGUCCUCAACAAGGGAUUUUGACGUGGGGUGAUGGAUACUACAAUGGAGCAAUUAAGACUAGGAAGACAGUUCAAGCAAUGGAAGUUAGCACUGAGGAAGCGUCUCUGCAAAGAAGCGAACAACUUCGAGAGUUAUAUGAAUCUUUGUCUGCUGGAGAAACAAACCCGCAAACUCGAAGACCAUGUGCUUCUUUGUCUCCUGAGGAUCUAACGGAAUCAGAAUGGUUCUAUCUGUUGUGUGUCUCUUUCUCCUUUCAUCCUGGUGUCGGAUCACGACGCUUGACUACAUUGUUGCCCGGAACAGCAUAUGCCAGGAGGCAGCAUCUAUGGCUCACUGGUGCAAACGAAGUAGACAGCAAAACAUUUUCCAGAGCUAUUCUUGCCAAGACAGUGGUGUGCAUUCCUGUGUUGGAGGGCGUGGUUGAGUUGGGCACAACCGACAAGAUGGAAGAAGACCUAAAUUUCAUCCAACACAUAAAGAGUUUCUUCAUAGAUCAGCACUCUCCGACGGCAAAGCCUGCACUGUCAGAGCACUCCACCUCCAAUCCCACUUCUUCUUCAUACCCUGUUGUCGUCACUGCCACUGCUGCACCGCCCAGCAAUAUUCCCAACCAAAACGACAUGAACGUGGUUGAUAAAGGAGAAGAAGUUAAGUUGAAUUCCGAACCAGGAUUGGUAGUUCGUAACAGUUUCUUACCGACCGAACUAAUGGAGCUGGACACGUUAGAGGGGUUUCGGGUCGGGUCUCCCGGAGAUGGCUCCAACCACUUGGAUUCCUUCCCCACGGAGGAAUCCAUGGCACUGUGUUCUGCAGGCUUGGAACUUCUUCAGCUUCAACUACCACCACAACCUCCAGGAAUAUCAUUGAGAAAGUUUGAUCUGGGGUGCCUUAAAGAAGAGGAUUUGAACUAUAUUACCCUCAAAAUCUCACCCACAUCGCACUGUGGUGCGUUUCGCACUCAAGAAAACCAUUCUUCCCUUUCGAUCUGUGCCCCAAUAUGCUCAUUGAAACAUCCUCCCUCAGAAAACAUAGCACAAGGCGAGACAGACACCCACUACUCGCAGACAGUAUCCAGCAUCCUACAAAAGAACUCCGGGUGGUGGCCGGAAUCACCCUCCGUCAACCACCUCACUGAUUCCUUCCAAUCAGCUUUCAAUAAAUGGAACUCCGGCACCGACGACUACCACGGCCACUUCCACAUGACGGUGGCGGACGUCACCUCUCAGUGGCUCCUCAAGUACAUUCUCUUCAGCGUUCCUUACCUGCACGCCAACCGGCUAAAGGGAAAAGGAGCCGCGCAAUACGAGACCAGCCACGUUAUGGCGGAGCGCCGCCGGAGGGAGAAGCUGAAUGAGAGGUUUCUCAUUUUGCGUUCGUUGGUGCCUUUUGUAACCAGAAUGGACAAAGCAUCGAUUCUGGGUGACACCAUUGAAUACAUAAAACAGCUGCGGGAGAAGAUUGAGAGCUUGGAGAGACAUGAGCGGCAUGCGGGGAAGAGGAGGGCGAGGGAGGUGGAGGUUUCAAUCAUAGAGAGCGAUGCACUGUUGGAGAUGGAGUGUGUGCAUAGGGAAGGGUUGUUGCUGGAUGUGAUGACAUUGUUGAGGGAGUUAGGGGUGGAAGUAAUGAUGGUGCAGUCGUGGGUUAAGGAUGAUGGAGUGUUUGUGGCGGAGAUGAGGGCCAAGGUCAAAGAAAAUGGUGACGGGAAAAAGGCAAGUAUUGUGGAGGUGAAGAAUGCCCUAAACCAUAUUGUACCCCAUCAUAUUCCCCACCAUGAUCCAUACACACUGCCUUCCAAUGAUCAUUUUUAA
Molecule: messenger RNA, 1899 nt
Organism: Sphenostylis stenocarpa
Lineage: Eukaryota; Viridiplantae; Streptophyta; Magnoliopsida; Fabales; Fabaceae
Source: the annotation of a GenBank genome assembly